Lineus longissimus is the source of this 2400-nucleotide messenger RNA. RefSeq lists its product as uncharacterized. Bases 1 to 2400 code for a protein of 799 amino acids. The transcript has 7 exons. Gene Ontology annotation, cellular component: neuron projection. NCBI's taxonomy places the organism in Eukaryota, Metazoa, Nemertea, Pilidiophora, Heteronemertea, Lineidae. The record is from RefSeq and is a predicted model, not a curated record. Gene Ontology annotation, molecular function: protein binding.
AUGGCGAUUGAUUAUCUAGGUUCCAUCCUUCCGCCCAACGUUCAAGUCAAAAUCAGUAAGACAACUGUGAAUGAACAUGAAUCCGUGCGGUUUGAAUGUGCUACCAGCGGAGGCUACCCGGAGAGCAUAGAGCGGUACCAGUGGCUCUGGAAGAAGAGCGGCUCCACUACGGAACAGGUUAUCCAAGACUCCGAGACCAGCACGCAGAAUGGGAAGCUUUUCGAGUUCGUGCGCAUACCAUACGACAAGAGUGGGACGUACUCGUGUAAGGCUUGGAAUCUUGGUGGGAUGGGACAGGCAUCGGCAGUCCUGACUGUGCAUUUUUCUCCUAGAACAGACACAGAGGCCAACACGACGUAUGACGUGGUGGGUGAGAUAGGCAAGGAGGCAUCGUUUGAACUGUUCAUCAUCGCCAACCCGACUCCGGCAACAACUGGUUACGUCUGGUCCAAAGAUGACAACAUCCUUUCGAACUCAUCGUCCGAAUAUAAAAUCAUUUCCGGCCCGACGUCGAGCAAGUUGGCCAUCGAACACGUCAAGUCCUCCCAUUAUGGGAACUAUACGUGUUCUGUGAAAACGAGCAGAUUUCAAGCGAAGGUUUUCAAAUUUAAGCUUUUCAAACCAGGUCCACCUUCUGCACCCAGCAAACUCGAAGUUGUCAAUUCAACUGCCGUAGCAGCGACGCUCACAUGGAUCUCAGAAAUCAAUGGCGGGUUGGAGCAGAGAUUUUACGUCCAAUACAAGAAGUUUGCCGACAACUGGAAUGUUGCCCCCGAGGUUCCCGAAGGAGGAAUAACUGAUCCAGGUCUCAAGAAAGCCGUGUAUCAUAAGAUUAUGGGUCUUGAGUCGAAUGUCUGGUAUAUGUUUCGAGUGCGCAGCAGGAACUCCCACACGGGGACUCACACGAGUAACUUUAGCAACGUGGCUUCCGGGGAAACACCAGAGAAACCCAAAACGUCCCUUAAAGGUGUGAAUCGGAUAGGUAAAAUAGUAACCGCGGGCUGGGAACGAGUGACUGGAAAAUAUACAGGGCUGAAGAUCAAAUACUGCCAGACCGGCACAGACGACUGCAUGACUCACACCGUGCCUAAACAAGAGAAUACCUAUGUAACAUUUGUUGUUGAUCCCGAUAAAUCAUAUUAUUAUUAUAUGGUUGUCGAAGAUGGUGGUGAUGUUGUAUACAGGAGCAGGGUCUUCAAUGACGAGGUUGAUGACAAGACAAGCAUAACAGCUGUAGGCGGUCUUGUUGGAGCCGGCAUUGUAACGAUACCAGUCGUCAUUCUGGCUAUUAUUUUAUGGAAACGUGGUCUGCUGCGAUGGAGGAAGAGGCAGUGUCAUCGACCGGCAAAUGACAACGCUGAUUACGAUGAUACCAGGGUUGAAUUCACAACAGACGGAAAACCUCAGGUACACAUUUACGCCAAAAUUGAAACAGAUCACGUAAAUGAUGUGUUUGACCGUGAACGCUGGCAUGGACAAAAACCCCCACAGCCAUUGCCUACGGGGCACCGAGUUCCGGUUCACGGAGCCCAUAGGAAUGAGCCUGCGGAGUCCGACGAUGACGUAGACGUUGACGUGGGUGCAUACGAUAACGCGACAUGGCAGCAGGGUGUUCCAGGUCUACGCCCAGUUCCUGCACCUCAGCAAAAUCAAACGGAGUGUGGCUCCUCAGACGAUGAGUCUGGGGAGUAUAUCUUAAGCGAUCCAAUAAGCGACCAGGAGGGACAGGAGCCUGAAGGUACAUACAAUGACCUACCAAUCCUCGUAACAGACGCACAGAAAGAGCUAAGAAUUCACAAGGACGCGCAGCCUGACCAAAGUACAGCAGAGAGCAGUUCAAGACAAGCUAAUGGCUCCUCAGACGAUGAGUCUGGGGAGUAUAUCUUAAGCGAUCCAAUAAGCGACCAGGAGGGACAGGAGCCUGAAGGUACAUACAAUGACCUACCAAUCCUCGUAACAGACGCACAGAAAGAGCUAAGAAUUCACAAGGACGCGCAGCCUGACCAAAGUACAGCAGAGAGCAGUUCAAGACAAGCUAAUGGCUCCUCAGACGAUGAGUCUGGGGAGUAUAUCUCAAGCGAUCCAAUAAGCGACCAGGAGGGACAGGAGCCUGAAGGUACAUACAAUGACCUACCAAUCUUCGUAACAGACGCACAGAAAGAGCUAAGAAUUCACAAGGACGCGCAGCCUGAUCAAAGUACAGCAGAGAGCAGUUCAAGACAAGCUAAUGGGUCCAAUGGGCAGACUCCAAGUCGCUCGAAUGGCGCCCAAGAGUUGGUUACAAGUCGUUCGAACGACAAUAUGGCAAACGAGCAAGGGUCACCAUACGCGCAUUUAGAUCCAGUAGCGCCAGUAACGCAUGGAGGGUACUUGGACUUCAGACAACUUAGUUCGGAAUAA